Molecule: messenger RNA, 4045 nt
Organism: Neogale vison (American mink)
Lineage: Eukaryota; Metazoa; Chordata; Mammalia; Carnivora; Mustelidae
Gene: CIPC
Product: CLOCK interacting pacemaker
Exons: 4
Coding region: 138-1340 (400 amino acids)
Biological process (GO): negative regulation of DNA-templated transcription; negative regulation of circadian rhythm
Cellular component (GO): nucleus
Source: RefSeq, a predicted model, not a curated record
GGUUGUCAUGGAGCCGCGGGGCCGGGCUCGCGCAUGCGCCGCUUGACCCGCUGGGCCGGUCGUGAAGAGGCGACCUCGGCCCUAGGGCAAUCCAGUUGAAAGGAGGGCUGAUGAAUCCAGUUCCAGCCCAGUAAAACAUGGAGAGGAAAAACCCGUCCAGGGAGAGCCCCAGAAGACUCUCGGCCAGACUGGGCAAAGGCACAGAGAUGAAGAAGGCAGCUCGUCAACACGGCAUGGCGGUUGCUGAGUCAGAUAAGGACUCCGGAUUUUCAGAUGGGAGCUCAGAGUGUCUGAGCUCUGCAGAGCAGAUGGAGUCCGAGGACAUGCUGAGUGCCUUAGGCUGGAGCCGGGAAGACAGGCCAAGGCAGAACUCCAAGACCGCAGGCAGUGCCUUCCCCGCGCUGUCCCCAAUGGUCGUCAUGAAGAAUGUGCUGGUCAAACAGGGCAGCAGCUCCUCCCAGCUCCAGUCGUGGACCGUCCAGCCGUCCUUCGAAGUGAUCUCCGCGCAGCCGCAGCUCCUGUUCCUCCAUCCGCCGGUGCCGUCUCCCGUGAGCCCCUGCCACGCGGGCGAGAAGAAGUCGGACUCCAGGAACUACUUGCCCAUUCUGAAUUCUUACACCAAAAUCGCCCCCCACCCAGGCAAAAGGGGCCUUUCCCUCAGCCCAGAAGAGAGAGGAGAAAGUGGGAUGCAGAAGAAAGUCUGUACCGAGAGACUUGGGCCGAGCUUGUCUUCCAGCGAGCCCACCAAGCCUGGCGCCGUGCCCCUCAGCCCCCCGGCGCCGGCACCCCCGGGCGCCAAGCUUGCGGAGGACUCCGCUCUGCAGGGCGUGCCCUCUCUGGUGGCAGGUGGCAGCCCGCAGACUCUUCAGCCGGUGUCCAGCAGCCACGUGGCUAAAGCCCCCAGCCUGACCUUUGCUUCCCCCGCCAGCCCGGUGUGCGCGGCAGACAGCACGCUGCACGGCUUCGAGAGCAGCUCCCCGCUGUCGCCGCUGGCCGCCAGCUACAGCUCGCCCCUGUGGGCCGCCGAGCACCUGUGCCGCAGCCCCGAGCUCUUGGCCGCCGAGCAGCGGCAGAGCAAGCACAGGCGCUUUCAGAAUACCCUGGUCGUGCUGCACAAGUCCGGUCUGCUGGAGAUCACGCUGAAAACCAAGGAGCUGAUCCGGCAGAACCAGGCGACCCAGGUGGAGCUAGACCAGCUAAAGGAGCAGACCCAGCUGUUCAUCGAGGCCACCAAGAGCAGGGCUCCUCAGGCCUGGGCCAAGCUGCAGGCAUCUUUAGCCUCGGGCUCUAGGCACACCGGCAGUGAGCUGGAGGCGUUUUCUGACCACCCAGACAUGUAACCCAGAAGGCAUAUUUUCCGGUGACUUGAGUGGUUCUUUUUAACUCUUUGGCUGUUUCUACUCCUGUCUCCCACAGCUUAUGUAAGAGCUUUUCCUUCUACACUUCGACUGUUGGGCAGCUCACUUAGGAAGCCACAUGCCAAUACCUGGCCGCUGUCCUAACCUGUGGUCUGUGCACAGUUUACAUACGGCUCUGUUCCUCUGAGUCCCCGAGGACUUGUGAAUGCCCUGAGUCCCCUUCCCUUAGCCUGCAGGUGCUUAGAUGGGUCACGGGGCAAAGCAGGAGAGAUGGUUGUGUGGGGCUGUCGCAGCUGUCACCGCCCACCAUCCCACACACUGUGAACAAGGGUACAGUGACAGGGAGGAGCACACGGAGUGUCACCUGUCAAGCCAGGGAGUAGGUGACAGAAGGAUCCCUUUGUGGAGCUUCCCUCGAAUGUCUUAGUCACAGACAGAAAGAGGAGGCGAGCUCGCGUUCCCCAAGGCAUCGUGCCAUCUGGGCAAACACUAAAGUGCCGCGGGCGCAGGUUGGGCCGAGGGCGCACGCGCUGAGCCACGUGACGCGCUGUCUUCCUAAACUGGAAAGUCAAGGGGAGAGGGUCGCACGAGUGAACUCUUACACUUUAAUCACAAGCCAGAUUUCUCCUCACUUAAACUGGUAGGCAAAAUACUUCAGAUUUUUAAAGUAUGGAAGGGGUUCAGUACCAUCUGGAAUUGUAAUUGCUGAAUUGCUUUUUUGACUUCGACUCUGAAACAAGUAGACAUGGCCAGCAUCUCUUGGUUGGGAGUUGGAGGAUUCUGGAAAUGUAUGCUCCCACCCCCACCCCUGCCUCUUUUUGAAACAAUGCAACCUGGGUAUGUGUGAAAAUCUCAAAAGAUAACUUAGUGGCUUCUGAGAAUGUAUGUACGCUAACUCUCUGCUGCCACUUUUUUAUCCCCUUUCAUUUUUGUAAAAGAGGAAAGGAGCGAUUACUAAGCUGAUCAACUUUGAAUUAAAACCAUCCUGAGGUCCUGGUGUUGAAGUGCCCAAAACAUUGGAAACCACUCUUCGUGCUGAUUGUGUUUUCCUAUCCCAGGUUUGCAUUUGUCGCAUGUCACGGUGACAUGGAACACUUGCGGGGAAGUCUUCUGUGUCUCCUUUGUGCCCUGGAUAUUGGUGGCAAAGCCAGAGGUGUGGGGUUGGUUAUUUGAAGCUUAUCUGGAAAUGGAGGGUGCGAUAACAAUUUCCAGGUGAGACCAAUUCUUGGAGCGUCGUGGGAGAGGUAAACAGGAUUCCUAAGUAGUGCCAUUUCAGACUUUUAUCUCAUUGGAAUCUCAUUUAAAAAUUUCAUCCUCUUGAAAAUCUCCACAGAGAUUACCUUAGUAAGAAAUUCCGUGUGACCAGCUUCACAUUUUCUGCAGGGAAAAAUGUUCUUAAAAUUUCACCAAGGCCAGAAGCUAAUGCUCACCUUUACCUGGUAGUUACAACCGUCCACAGAGUUUUUAAAUUUCAAGGCAUCGGAUUGCCCACACUUUGUCACUAAACUUGAAUGUCUUAGAUACGACCAGUUUAGAAAUAGCUUGGCAAAAAUCCCUGCACUCUCCCGAUCAGUGCAGAAUUGUUACCUGCCAUUUGUUUCCUGAAGGCGUUUCAAAAUCCCCACAAAAGUGUCUUUAAGCAGACUCUCAGCUCCUUUCAAUAUUCCCCUCUUGGCCCGCUCCCCUCGCCGCCCCGGAAUCCGUGUGGUACUGUGGCAGCUCUGCUCUGUGCACCAUGCGACGAAGCUUCCUUUCUGGCUGACGGUAUUUGGCAGCAAAGAUACAGGGACAGGUGCCUUCAGAACAGCCUGGGCGCCAGUCAUGAGUCUUACUGAGUGUCAAAAAUCUGAACACGCUUGCUGAGAACCAAAUUUAUUCCAUCGGAAAAACCCUCUGUGGAGAUAUCAGCCUCUUGGACUCUUUUUACUAGAUUAAGAUUUGCAUUUCCCUUCCUGUUAUGGUGAAAGAUGAUGAAAGCCACCAUUGAUCUGCACUGCUGAGUGGCAGGGGGGAGCAGCAUGUCCCUGGCUCUUCUCAUCGUGUGACUUCGUGCGGGAAGUCUCUGUAGGCUGUUUGCAUGGGUGUUCUUUCCCUCGUGGAGCUGUAAGCAGAUGAAGCCGAAUAGGGAAGUUAGUUCUUGGAAGAAGAGGUCCACUGAGGCUCCCAGACAUUUGGGGCCAGACGCCAGAUCGGCACAUGAAGGAAGCUCGGAGUAGACCAGAAGGAUCUCCGUUGGUUGCACGAGGCUGUAAGUAGUGAUGGUCUUAGCGGGCGUGAUUUGAUCUGGUAUGAAGCACUGGGGCAGGGUUACUACUUUCUGAGAAUGAGAAGCAAAUCUGAGUUCAGACCGACACUUAAAGAAAACUUUUGGCAGAUUUUGUUGGCAAGGGUGAGACAACGUCUAGAAAAAGCUGCUGAUGGAACUGGUUAUGGGAACGGAGUUUAAUAACAUUUGUAAUUUAUUACACUCAUGGCUUUUUAUUGACUAUCAUAUUGUCUGACUUUACUAUGAUUCCUUCAACAGAAAAGUAACUCUCUUGCGUAUAUUGAAGUCUUUUUCCUGCUAUGAAUUCUUUAGGGUAGAAAUUUAUUUACCAAAUGUGAAUUCCUUUGAGGAAGAAUGAAGUUUUUGUAGAAAUUGACUGUGAAAUGUCAGAGAAAAAUAAAAUUCACUUACUUGAAAACUA